This is a messenger RNA of Vicia faba (fava bean), 3138 nucleotides long. NCBI's taxonomy places the organism in Eukaryota, Viridiplantae, Streptophyta, Magnoliopsida, Fabales, Fabaceae. The record is from the annotation of a GenBank genome assembly.
AUGCUGUUCCCCUCAUCAAAACCCUUCACAUCUUCACUCAAACGUGGAUUCACUCCCACUUCAAAUUCAAUCAACACCUUCUUCCAUUUCCUCUUCAACCUCCGCAAAUUCAACCUAAUCAUCAACCUUUUCCAUCAAUUCAGCUACAACAAAUUCCCAAUCACCCACAAAACCCACACUUUCUUCACAUGGGCACUUCUCAAUACUCACAACAUAGAACAAGCAGAACGAUUCAUGAAGAGAAAUCCUCACACCCCAUCUCGCGCGUGGGACGCGCUUAUCCGUGGUCUAUGCUCCACGCGCCAAGAAGAACCAGAAAGGGUUCUCUCAGUUCUGAAACAUUGUUUGGUAAGUCGUGGUGUUUUUGUAUCUUCCUCCGUUUUUUGUUGCGCAAUUCAAAAACUUUGCUAUGUGGGUCAUGUGGGUAAGGCUAUUGAGGUUCUUGAGUUGAUGGCUGAGCAUAGAAAGGAAUACCCUUUUGAUGAUUUUGUUUGUAGUUCGGUGAUUUCGGCUUUUUGUAGGAUUGGAAAACCAGAACUUUCGCUGUGGUUUUUCCAUAAUGUCGUGGGAUCGAGAUCGAAAAGCUCGUGGCGGCCCAAUUUGGUUACUUGUACAGCUAUUGUGAAUGCUCUUUGUAAGAUGGGGAGAGUUGAUGAAGUUUGUGAUUUGGUUAGGAAAAUGGAGGGAGAUGGGUUGGGUUUGGAUGUUGUUUUGUAUAGUGUUUGGGUUUGUGGGUAUGUUGAAGAAAAGGUUUUGGUUGAGAUUUUUAGGAAGAUGAGAGAAAUGGUGGAAAAGGGUAUAGAUCAUGAUUUUGUUAGUUAUACUAUACUCAUUGAUGGGUUUUCUAAGUUAGGUGAUGUUGAAAAGUCUUUUACCUUCUUGGCUAAGAUGAUUAAAGAAGGGAUUAGACCUAAUAAGGUUACUUAUACGACAAUAAUGUCGGCAUAUUGUAAGAAGGGUAAAGUAGAGGCAGCAUUUGGUGUUUUCAAUUGGAUGAAAGAUAUGGGAAUUGAGUUGGAUGAAUUUGUGUUUGUAGUUUUGAUUGAUGGAUUUGGAAGAGUAGGAGAUUUCGAUCGAGUGUUUCAACUUUUUGAUGAGAUGGAGAAGAGAGGGAUUAGUCCUAGUGUCGUUACGUAUAAUGCUGUUGUGAAUGGUUUGUCAAAGUUUGGGAGGACACAAGAGGCGGAUGAGUUCUCGAAAAACGUGACUGCGGAUGUGAUUACGUACAGCACGUUGUUGCACGGGUAUACCGAAGAAGAGAACGUUUUGGGGAUUUUGCAAACAAAGAAGCUGUUGGAAGAAGCUGGUAUCUCUAUGGAUGUUGUAAUGUGUAAUGUAUUGAUUAGAGCACUCUUUAUGAUGGGGGCUUUUGAAGAUGUUUAUGCACUUUACAAAGGAAUGCCAGAAAUGGAUUUGGUUCGGAAUUCUGUUACUUAUUGCACAAUGAUUGACGGGUAUUGCAAGGUUAGUAGAAUUGAUGAGGCGCUUGAGAUAUUUGAUGACUUCAGAAACACAUCGAUAUCUUCAAAUGAAUGCUACAAUAGUAUCAUCAGUGGCCUUUGCAAGCAGGGUAUGGUAGAAAUGGCCAUUGAAGCAUUGCUUGAACUCAAUCACAAAUCUUCCGUGUUGGAUACAGGUACAUAUAGGUUGUUAAUGAAGACAAUUUUCAAAGAAAACGAUUCAAAAGUGGUUUUAGAUUUAGUUUGCAGAAUGGAAGGUUUAGGGCCAGAUGUAUAUGGUGCAGUAUGUAAUGAUUCCAUAUAUUUAUUAUGUAAAAGAGGAUUGCUCAGUGAUGCGAAUCAAUUGUGCAUUGCGAUGAAAAAGAAAGGGUUACCUGUCACAUGCAAAUCUUAUUAUUCACUUGUGAGAAGGCUUCUUUGUGGUGUUGGGAAUAGAGAGCAAAUUCUGCCUCUUUUGAAUAGCUUUCUGAAAGAGUACGGUUUAGUCGAACCAAAGGUUCAAAAGUUAAUCGCACGAUACCUUUGUCUGAAAGAUGUCGAUAGUGCCCUUCAAUUUCUUAGAAAAACAGUGGAAAAUUCUUCAGCAGUCAUCUUUCCUGUCUCCAUUCUCAAGAUUCUCAUAAAGGACGGUAAAGCUUUAGAUGCAUAUAAGCUUCUCGUUGGGGUUCAAGAUAAUUUACCAGUCAUGUAUGUUGAUUAUGCCAUCGUGAUCCAUGGCUUAUGCAAGGGAGGAUAUCUCAAUAAAGCGUUGGAUUUUUGUGCUUUUAUUGAAAAGAAAGGGAUGAAUUUGAACAUAGUCAUAUAUAAUUCAAUAAUAAACGGAUUGUGCCGUGAGGGUUGUCUUACUGAAGCGUUUCGGCUAUUUGAUUCUUUAGAGAAACUUAAUUUGAUGACCUCGGAAAUAACUUAUGCUACAUUAAUUUAUGCUCUAUGUAGAGAGGGAUAUUUGCAAGACGCAGAGCAUGUUUUCACGAAAAUGGUCAGUAACGGGUUUCAACCAAAAACACAAGUUUACAAUUCAUUGCUUGAUGCUAUAUCUAAGUUUGGACAAUUAGAAAAGGCAUUUGAGCUUCUUAACGAAAUGGAGAAAAAAUAUGUCGAGUUUGACAAUUUCACAGUUAGCGCUGUAAUAAAUUGCUAUUGCCAAAAGGGCGACAUGGAAGGAGGUCUUGAAUUCUAUUAUAAGUUCAAGGGAAAAGAUAUAUUACCCGAUUUUUUAGGGUUCUUGUAUUUGAUAAGAGGUUUAUGUACCAAGGGAAGGAUGGAAGAAGCAAGGAGUGUCUUGAGAGAAAUGCUCCAAUUCAAGAAUGUUACCGAGAUGAUUAAUAUUGUCAACAGUGAGGUUGAUACUGAGUCAAUAUGCGAUUUUCUCGCCACUUUGUGUGAGCAAGGAAGCAUUCAAGAAGCUGUAGCAGUUCUCAAUGAAAUUGCAUGCAUGUUUUUUCCCGUUCAAAAAUCAUCUACUUAUAAUCAAGGAUCCGAUAAAUCACAGAAGAAUUAUGAAUCAAAAUAUUUUGGUUUUAAAUCUUCGACCUCUCUACCUUCAUCUUGCAAAAGUGGUUUUGAUUUUGAUUUCUAUUAUUCUCGAAUAGCUGCACUUUGCACCAAAGGGGAGCUGCAGGAUGCUAAUCAAUUAGCAAAGGAAAUGCUUUCUGACAUGGCAGAGCCUAUGAAUUGA